AUGGUCGGAAAGACAGAGAAAAACAAAAAUGGUCUGAAGAGUUAUAUUUCUGGCCCCAUACCUCUUAACACUUUGGUGAGGUACAGCUGUUUCUACAACUUCCAUAUCACUGGAGAAAAUAAUCUUUUUUGUGUAAGUAAAGACCAAAUGAAAGGAACCUGGGAUAAAACUGUUCCUACAUGUGAAUAUUUCAAUAAAAGAUCUAUUUGCUCUGAGCCCAUAGUACCAGGGGGACACAAAGAUAAAAUAUCUAGACCACCAUACAGACGUGCAUUUACCUAUAAUGCCAACUUCACCAGGAAAGGAAACAAGACUGCUUGGUGCCAAGCAAAUAAAACGUGGGGGCUGACACCACUACCAGCCUGUGAGAGUGAUUUCCCCCUGGAGUGUCCACCACUUCCCAUGAUCCCCAGCGGACGUCCCACAGGAAAGAACGUUGGCUUCUUUGUCCCUGGACUGUCUGUGACUUGCAGCUGUGAGCCCGGCUACUUGCUUGUUGGAGAAAAGCCCAUUCGUUGUUAGUGUUCACGAGACUGGAGUGCUGUCAUUCCACAACGUGAAGAGGCGCAGCGUGAAGCUCCAGGGCCAUUGCUCAAUGAGAAGAUACAGGGGCUCCAAGUCAUCCUUGGUGUAACUGGGACCCUUUCCUGUAAUGAAGGGUAUCGAUUACGAGGCCAACCUUCUAGUCAGUGUGUAACUGCUGGACAGAGAGCUUUAUGGACUAAGAUGCCAGUAUGUGAAGAAAUCCUUUGUCCACCACCUCCUCCUAUUCUCAAUGGAAGACAUACAGGCAACCUUUCAGUGAACGUUCCACAUGGAAGCACAGUCACUUACACUUGUGACCCGGACCCAGAAAAAGGAGUGGACUUCAUCCGGAUUGGGGAGAACACUAUCCGUUGUACCACUGAUAGUCAGCAGACUGGGACCUGGCGUGGCCCUGCCCCACACUGAGAACUUAAUAUUCCUGGAAUUCACUGUCCACCUCCCCAGAUCCUAAGAGACCAGAUGUUGUCUGGGCAGAAAGAUCAAUAUUCAUAUAAUGACACUGUGAUAUUUGAUUGCUUGUUUGACUUCACCUUGAAAGGUAGCAAGAGACUAAGGUGUAGUGCCCAAAGCACCUGGGAGCCAUCUGCACCAGUCUGCGAGAAAGAGGGCCACGCCCCUCCUAAAGUCCUCAGUGGGCAAAAGGAAGAUAGACAUGGGAUCCGCUUUGAGCCUGGAACAUCCAUAAAGUACAGCUGUGACCCUGGCUAUGUGCUGGUUGGCGAAGAAUCCAUACAUUGUGCCUCUGACGGGGUGUGGACACACACUGUUCCCAAAUGCAAAGUGGCAGAGCGUGAGCCUCUAGGAAAGCAUCGCUAUAAAAACCCCCAGGAUCAACUGAUUGGACCAGAUGUUAACUCUUCUUCCAAUGAAGGGUACUGGUUAGGUGAGAGUGUUUAUCAGCUGUGUCAAGGCACCAUUCCUUGGUUUAUGGAGAUUCGUCUUUGUAAAGAAAUCACUUUCCCACCCCCCGUUAUCUACAAUGGGACACACACAGGGAGUUCCUCGGAAGACUUUCUAUAUGGAACCACAGUCACUUAUUCAUGUAACCCUGAGCCAGAGAAAGGAGUAGAAUUCAACCUCAUUGGGGAGAGCACCAUCCGUUGUACAAGCAAUGGUCAGGAGAGGGGCAUCUGGAGUGGCCCUGCUCCUCUCUGUAAACUUUCCCUCCCUGCUGUUCAGUGCUCUCCCCACGCUGCAAAUGGAUACCAGAUAUCGGGCAAGGAAGCCCCAUAUUUCUACACCGACAGUGUGACAUUCAAGUGUGAUGAUGGAUUUACUUUGAAGGGCAGCAGUGAGAUUCGUUGCAAAGCCAAUAACACCUGGCAUCCUGAAAUACCCAUUUUUGAAAAAGAAGCACCGUGUCAGCCUGUGAGAGAAGAUGUUCAAGAGCUUCCAGUUGAUUCGCAUGUGAUUCUAGCUAAUACAUCCUGUCAAGAUAGGUACCAGGUGAUUGGGCAUACUUACCGGAAGUGUGAAGAUGCUGAGAAUGGGGUUUGGUUCCAAAGGAUUCCACUCUGUAAAGCUAUUCACUGUCCACCUCCACCAGUGAUUAACAACGGGAGGCACACAGGUGUGAUGGCAGAACACUUUCCAUAUGGAAUUGAAAUCUCUUAUGAAUGUGACCAAGGAUUCUCUCUUCUGGGAGAGAGAAUCAUUCGCUGCAUAAGUGAUUCUGAAGGGCAUGGAUCUUGGAGUAGACCUUCCCCACAGUGCUUAAAACCUCCUCCUAUGGCCCAUUGCCCUAACCCAAAAGUCAAACAUGGAUACAAGCUUAAUAAAACUCAUUCGUCAUACCCCCACAAUGAAAUUGUAAUAGUUGCCUACAACCCUGGUUUCAUCACGAACGGCAGUGACUUGAUUAGGUGCCAUCCCGAUAACAAAUGGGUGCCAGGUAUACCAACUUAUAUCAAAAAGGCCUUCGUAGGAUGUCAACCUCCAUUUAAGAUCCCCAGUGGGAAUCAUACUGGUCGAAAGAUAGCUCGAUUUUCUCCUGAAAUGUCAAUCAUGUUCAGCUGUGACGAAGGCUACCUGCUAGUGAGAGAUGCACUCCUUAUUUGCACACUUGGGGGCACCUGGCGCCAACCUGCCUCUUCCUGUAGAGAGGUAAACUGUAGCUCCCCAGAGUAUAUGAAUGAUCAGAAGGGGCUGGAGUCUGGGAAAAAGUAUCAGCAUGGAGCAGCGGUUACUUUGGAGUGUGAAGACGGAUAUACCCUGGAAGGCAGUCGCCAGAGCCAGUGCCUGGAGGAUCACGGAUGGAACCCUCGCCUGGCUGUUUGCAAAUCACAAAGCUCACUCACUCCUCUUGUUGGUGGUCUUUCUGCAGGUUGUCUAUUUCUUCUCUUCUUGAUUGCUGCCACCUUAUACAUGAUAUCAAAACACAGGGAAUGCAAUUAUUAUACAAAUAAAAGCCCUACAGAAGGUGAUCUUCAUUUAGAAACACGAGAAGUAUAUUCUAUUGAUCCAUACAACCCAGCAAGCUAA
Eptesicus fuscus (big brown bat) is the source of this 3027-nucleotide messenger RNA. Its product is annotated as complement receptor type 2-like. The record is from RefSeq and is a predicted model, not a curated record. NCBI's taxonomy places the organism in Eukaryota, Metazoa, Chordata, Mammalia, Chiroptera, Vespertilionidae.